UAAAUAUAAAUAUAAAUUUAACGCAGAGGAUAAAUUAUAAAUAUACAUAUUAACGCGAGAGAAGAUGACAACGGCAACAAUAACGUUAAUUAAUUAUUAUUACUGAGAAGAAACCGAAGUAUAUAUAUAUAUAAAUAUAUAUAUACGUAUAUAUAAAUAUAUAUAGAUAUACAUACCUACAUACCGCCGUUACACACAGGAUACAAAUACACGCGCAUCCAUCUGUACAUACAUAUUAUUACUCACAUGGCCGCGGAAGAUAUACGUAUGUAGAUGUAUAUAUGUAUGCACACACGUAAAUAUAAAUAUGAAUAACUAGUUUAAAUCGGGGGAAAGAAAGGAAGAACGAGGGAAAGUUAGAUGGCGAACGGCAGACGCGAAGAGAAGGAAGAAGGCAACAAAGAAUUGCGAAGAGAUAAUUUAACGGACGAUAAUUUCAAUAUAUCGAGAUAGAGGGAAUAAUGAAGAUCAAGGAUGAUGUCUCGUGAUCGUUUGAACGACGCAUACUCUUGCGUCCUUCGCAUCGAUCGACACGAUGCGACACGUACACAGAUAAAAAUGCACAUACACAUGCACACAUACAUAUAAUACAUUCGCCUUUCUCUAUUUCCUCCUCUGUGCUUCCGCUUUUACUUUCGUUAUCGCUAUCCCGUACAUUUUGCCACUAUGCCAACGAACGUCGCUUCGGCACGCAUACCGCACGCUAGUCCCAGGAUAACAAGGACGAGUCUUCUUGGCGAGAAGUACUGGAGGCGAAGAACCGUGCUAUAUUCGAGCUGGAGAAAACGAUGAAGAAUCUCCAGACGGAGCAUGACAAGUGCAAGGACCUGUUGGAUGACGCGAAACGCAUUGAAUCUUGGAAGAAGGAGACGGAGACGAUGAAUCAACACAUCGUUCAGCUGGAACAGCAAUUAAAACGCUGUGAAGGCCUAAAGGACGACGUCAACGGGCAUGAUAAGAUAAGCACGGAUACCGAGAUGCAGACAAAGAUGUGUAAAAAUUAUUGCAAUCCGAAUGCGAAGGAUCGGCAUAUCCUCGCGCUGAAGCAGCAAGUGACGGCCAUGAGGAGUUCCUUGAAGAAUCGCGCGGAGACAACGGAAUCCUCGGAGAAGGACAACAGCGACGAGAAGAUGAACGGGAAAAUGGAAGAGUCCUGGAAGCAGGAAAUCGAGUCGAAGAAUCGACACAUUGUCGAGCUGGAGCAGAAACUAGCGUCGCUGGAAAACCUUCUGCGAAAGAGCGUGGAUAUGCUGAGAAUGCGCGAACUCGAAAAGACGAUCGACAGGAAGUCCAAACGGAUCGCAGAACUAGAAGAUGCCGUGGAAGAGCUUGAGGGCUUUCUUAAGGAGGACGUGAAGGAGAUGCGUGAUCUGCGUUACCAAGUGUCGCUCGAUAAGGAGCAUAUUGUAAGAAUGGAGAAAUGGAUUCAAAAGAACAACCUCAUGAACGCGGGGAUCGAUAAAGCGAGGAUUAUAGAACUGGAGGAGAUGGUUACGAGUCUGGAGGAUUACGUCAGGGAACACGAUAUCGACGGUCUUAAGAGAAAGCUGCAGGAUCGAGAGUGCAGAAUUAGUCAAUUAGAAAAUCAAGUUUCUGAGAUGAAGAAGCUGUCGCAAUUCGAGGGAAAUAAACCGAUCAGAGACACGUCGAAGGGGAGCGUCCAAACCGAUGGAAUAGCAUGUGAACUGGAAGAAGAUAAGAUAAAGGAUAUAAUGGACGCUGGUUUGGAAGAGGAUGACAGAAUCCAAGAGGAGGAAAGUCUGAAAAUAGAGUUGCGAGAAAAAGAGCGAAAGAUGAGGGAAAUGGGACACGAUAUAUCGGAAAAGGAUAACAGAAUCCAGAGAUAUGAACAACAGAUCAUCGAACAGCAAAAUAAGAUACUGAAAAUGGAGAAGGAGAUGGCUGAAAUGGAAGAAGAACUGUACGAGACGGAGGAUAUUAGCGCAUUGAAGGAAGAGAUUAGAUUGAAAAACGAGAGGGUGCAGGAGUUAGAAACGGAAGUCAAUUCUUUGGAGACUUCGCUCGGCGAGAGAAUUGACGUCGCGAUCGAGGAGCUCAUUGCCACUCUGAAGAGGAAGGAAGAAAUAGAGCUUCAAUUGAAGAAGAACCUCGCGGACAAAGAGCGCAAAUUAAAGGAGUUGGACGCAGCUCUUCGCCAGAGCACUGCUAUCACGGACGAGAUUGAGACAAAGUUUAAGUACGAGCAGAAACUCAGAAAAGAAGUUGACCAAAGAGUUGCCGAGGUGGAAGAGAAAAUCGCAGUAAUGCAAGCUGCUUCAGCCACAAAAUGCAUCACGUGCAAGCCGCUUCUUUACAAGAUAUUUAAGACUGAAGAGAAACUCGUCCAUUCAAAUCAGGAGAAGACUAUUCAGCUUCAAGAAUUGCAUCAAAUUAAACGUGAAGCUUUAAAAGCUGCCCUUUCCGAGAAGGAUGCUUACUUAGCUUUGUUGGAACAUUCAGGCAUAACAACUCCAACACAAGUAGAUCAGGCGGCGAAACUAAAUGCUGAUAAGAGACUAUUACUUAAUAAACUGAGGGAAGAGGACGAGAAAAGUAUCAAGUUAGACUUUAAACGGGAAACAACACCACAAUUAUUUAAAAAAACAUUGAAGACAUCCGACGAUAAUGAAGACGGUAGUGAUAACAAUAAUAAUUCCUUUGACGAUUACUUUAGAGGGAUCAGUUCUUCGAAAUCAGUUACUGCUAAUGGCGAGAGCUUGCCAAUAUCAGCUACCACGAGCUGCAAGCAUUCAACAAGAACAUCGAUGGUGUCUGAAAACUUGAAAGACGAAGAUCAAUCGCGGACUCUUCAGCAGGAUACCAGAUAAGUACUCGAGGCUACCUAUGGUAUUUUUGGAGUAUCGGUCCCUUCGUUACUUCGAUGUUGUCAUAUGCACACACACACCCGCGAAAUGUAGAGGCAGUGUAUAGAACGUCUUUAGAAACGUAGCAAAAGAAAGAAAACGAAACAACAACUACAACAGCAAAACUACAGUACACCACCAAUAUCAGUCAGCAACUACAGCAACAGCCAAUAUCUCUGCCUGUGCCGCUCAUCACGCAUCGUCUCGUGCAUCAAUCUUCACCACCAUCAUCAUCUUCGUCAUUAUUCGACAUUUCUCACCAUUAAUCGGCAUUUUAUCAUCCACGUGAUAGUGCUUAAAGGAAUUGUCAAGAUCAAGAAGCCUGGAGCUUCUUUAGACCGAUGGCAAUCCGAGUAGUUAGCAUUUGCUGGUUCACCAUGGAUAAGAUAUAAUAACAAUGGAUGACAUACGACGGACAUUUGAUCCUGACAACAUGUUGUAGGCAUUUAUAUUCUUCUCUCCUCGACAUCAGCGAUUCUUGGAUCGAUGUAGACGUCAUAAUUUAUUAUUAUUGCAAUAAUGUAUCGAAAUAUACGAAUUGUUGUUUAUUAUAUAGUUCUUUGCAGCGCGCGGCGUACAACAUUGUUAAAAAAUUGACAAUUCAAAGGAGCAUUAUUUUAUAUUUAUUUCUUUAAUAUAUUUAAUUUUAGGUGUAUAAGUAAGUUAGCGCUGCAAUAAAAUUAGAUUAGCAGAGUAUUGAAAGAAAUAAGAAAUGGUUAACAUAAAUUGGAGUUUUAUUACUUGGAUUUUGAUACUUGAAACUUCUGUUAGAAUAUUCAAAUAUUUAUAAGAGCUCACUUUUUAUUAUUUAUGGCUAUUUAUAAUCUAAUUUGCUUGAAGAAUUUAAUACAGGAUGAGUUUACGUAUAUCGGCAUUCUUUGUUGUGAAUAAAAUUACAAUUGGAAAAAAUUA
This is a messenger RNA of Vollenhovia emeryi, 3776 nucleotides long. RefSeq names its product golgin subfamily A member 6-like protein 22. The record is from RefSeq and is a predicted model, not a curated record. NCBI's taxonomy places the organism in Eukaryota, Metazoa, Arthropoda, Insecta, Hymenoptera, Formicidae. The coding region runs from base 789 to 2828 and encodes 679 amino acids. The transcript is spliced from 6 exons.